This is a messenger RNA of Stegostoma tigrinum, 1336 nucleotides long. RefSeq names its product ribosome production factor 1 homolog (gene rpf1). Gene Ontology annotation, molecular function: rRNA primary transcript binding. Bases 45 to 1037 code for a protein of 330 amino acids. Gene Ontology annotation, cellular component: preribosome, large subunit precursor; nucleolus. Gene Ontology annotation, biological process: maturation of LSU-rRNA; maturation of 5.8S rRNA. Lineage: Eukaryota; Metazoa; Chordata; Chondrichthyes; Orectolobiformes; Stegostomatidae. The record is from RefSeq and is a predicted model, not a curated record. The transcript is spliced from 9 exons.
GAACCGGAAGGGGGAGGUGCCAGCAGCAGCUGCGGCGGGGGAAGAUGGCGACCGUGAGGAAGCGUGAGCGGCAGGGCCCGGAGCCGGAGGCCCAGCAACAGGCCCCGGCCGGGCCCGGGGAGCCGCAGUUCCCCCCCGGCUUCAGUGUCUCCGAGAUUAAAAACAAGCAGCGACGGCAGUUCAUGUUCCAGCGGUGGAAGCGGGCCCGGCGGCAGGAGCAACUGGCAGCUAAAAAGAAACGGCAGAAAGAGAGGGAGGCACUUGGAAACAAGGCACCACCAAAACCAGUCCCAAAGACCAUUGAAAACCAACGAGUGUAUGAUGAAACAACUGUGGACCCAAAAGAUGAAGAGGUGGCUUUCGAUGAAGCAACAGAUGAAUUUUCUUCCUACUUCAAUCGAGAAACAAGUCCGAAGAUCCUCAUUACCACAUCUGACAGACCUCGAGGGAGAACAGUAAGGUUAUGUGAGCAGCUGGCAAAGGUAGUUCCAAACUCUCAUGUCUACUACAGGAGGGGAUUGGCUCUGAAAAAGAUCAUACCGCAGUGUGUGACCAGAGAGUUUACAGACUUACUCGUCAUCAAUGAAGAUCGGAAAGUACCGAAUGGUUUAAUUGUUAGCCACCUUCCCGAUGGGCCAACAGCACAUUUCAAGAUGUCUAGCGUGCGUCUAGCAAAAGAAUUGAAGAGGAGAGGGAAGGAUCCGACAAAACACUCACCAGAAGUGAUCCUUAACAAUUUCUCUACCCGUCUGGGACACAGCAUUGGGAGAAUGUUUGCUUCUCUCUUUCCCUACAGUCCACAGUUUGUGGGACGCCAAGUGGCAACUUUUCAUAACCAACGUGAUUAUAUCUUCUUCAGAUUUCACAGGUACAUAUUUAAAAAUGAGAAGAAAGUGGGCCUUCAAGAACUUGGACCACGUUUCACACUGAAGCUGAGAUCUUUACAGAAAGGGACCUUUGAUUCAAAGUAUGGAGAAUACGAAUGGGUUCAUAAGCGUCGUGAAAUGGAUACGAGUCGAAGGAAGUUUCACUUGUAAAGCCAGACUUUGCGGAACUGGUUGACACCAUGACGCAGGUUCCUUGGCAGCACUGCUUUUACACAUCUUUGGAGUUUAGAUAUUCUGCAAACAACUUAAACAGUCCUCAAUUUUAUCUAUAGGUGACGUCAACUAGAAUCUUCAAAAAUAAAUUCUGGAUGAGCUGGUUGCUGCAAUCCCAUAGUAUUGUCUCUGUUGAGAAAUGUUAUAUUCUCAAAUUUGUACAUUCUUCCUUACAGCCUUAUCUACAAUAAAGGCGUCUUUGUAUAUGUACUUGUGUAAAGGCAUUAAAGUUUUAG